CAAACUCUCUCUCUCUCUCUCUCUCUCUCUCUCUCUCGCUCCAAGCCCUAGCUUCUAUUACUCAGUUAAUUUUCUUCUUCAAAGCUCAGAGAGUGAACGAUGGCGGCCACGGCGAACGAUUUCCAGGAUCGCCGGAAUUCGAAGCUCGUUCGCGAUAAUGUCCACGGAAUGCUCUACCUCGAGUCGCUCCCCUUGAAGUUUAUUGAUACUGAACAGUUUCAGAGGCUCCGCGAUCUGAAGCAACUUGGUCUGACCAACAUGGUUUACCCUGGAGCUGUGCAUACUAGAUUUGAGCAUUCACUUGGGGUGCAUUGGCUUGCUGGUGAAGCCAUUAAUAAGAUCAAAACUUACCAAGGCCAGGAUCUUGGAAUUGAGAGCUUUGAUGUGAGAACAGUAAAACUUGCUGGACUACUGCAUGAUAUUGGCCAUGGGCCUUUCAGCCACAUGUUUGAGAGCGGAUUUCUUCCGCUGGUUCAUUCUGGUGACAAAUGGUCCCAUGAGGAUAUGUCUGUGAAGAUGAUAGACUACAUUGUCGAUGAGCACAACAUUGAAAUUGACCCUGAUGAGCUAAAGAGAGUGAAGGACCUGAUCCUGGCUAGCUCUAAACAUGCGGCACAGAAAUCUUCAGAAGAAAAGCUGUUCUUGUAUGAUAUUGUUGCAAACGGGCGCACUGGAAUAGAUGUUGACAAGUUUGAUUACAUUGAACGUGACUCCCGUGCAUGUGGUCUAGGCUGUAAUUUUCACUUUGAGAGGCUGAUGGAAACUAUGCGAGUUAUAGAUAAUGAGAUAUGUUACCGUGCUAGUGAAUUUGAUAUUAUGGUAGAUCUGACAAUCAACAAGCUGUUUAUGACUCGGGCUGAUCUGCAUCGGACUGUCUACACGCAUUCAAAAGUGAAGGCAAUUGACCUCAUGGUUGUUGAUGCUCUGUGCAAAGCAAAUGCUGAACUUGGGAUUGCGGACUCCAUUCACAAACCAUCUGAAUUUUGGAAGUUAGAUGAUUCAAUUCUGAAAAAAAUAGAAACAUCUGAUAAACCCGAACUGAAGGAGGCAAAGGAUUUGAUUUUACGCAUUCGGAGAAGGGAUCUCUACCAGUUCUGCAAUGAGUACAUUGUUCCAACGGAAUAUCUCAAUAACUUCAAAAAUAUUACACCCAGAGAUAUAAUUUGUUCACAGAAAGGUGGUCCUGUUAUGCUAAAGGAGGAAGAUGUGUCGGUGGUCAAUUUGAGUAUUGAUUUGACUAAUGGCACGAAGAACCCUCUUGAAAGCUUUCUUCUUGAUGCAUGUAUGUCAUCAUCCAGAGUUUCUUUCUUCAAGGAUUAUGAGAGUGAAGAAAAGCUCCCAAUAUCAGCCAAGGACAUUAGUAAUUUGGUUCCUUCAUAUUAUCAAGACAAGAUAAUCAGGGUCUACUCCAAGAAUCCGGACCUGGUUGCAGUAGUUUCAGAUGCUUUUGAGAAUUAUCAGAUAAAGACAUAUGGGUCGAAAAAACAAGUACAUGAUACUCCGGAGAAGAAGAGACGAAGAACUUCACAAAGCAGUCGAAGCUUAAAGCUGUAGUGAGUGAUGCCUUUUACUCUUACCUCCUCCAAGCUUUUGGUUGGAAAACGUACAUUCUGUGCAGGACUGGGAUAGGAAAGUUGCCAUUACGUCCAUAUAUCUGACUGAGCAACGUUUAGCUCCACAUAUAUUUUGGAUUUAGGAAAUCAGUAACUUUGCAGAUCUACACUCUGUAAAUCCACAGGUCGGAAACUCAUGAGAGCCAUGAGAGAAUGGGCAAACCCAUCUGUUCUCUUUUGCAUCUGAAUGCGUUCGGGUGUUGUCCUACACUCAUCGAAACUAUUGACUUUGGGAAAUGGUUUUACAAGAACUUUUAGACUA
This is a messenger RNA of Argentina anserina (silverweed cinquefoil), 1875 nucleotides long. RefSeq lists its product as uncharacterized. Gene Ontology annotation, biological process: dGTP catabolic process. The record is from RefSeq and is a predicted model, not a curated record. Gene Ontology annotation, molecular function: dGTPase activity. NCBI's taxonomy places the organism in Eukaryota, Viridiplantae, Streptophyta, Magnoliopsida, Rosales, Rosaceae. Gene Ontology annotation, cellular component: nucleus. The transcript has 19 exons. Bases 100 to 1554 code for a protein of 484 amino acids.